Ochlerotatus camptorhynchus is the source of this 817-nucleotide messenger RNA. Its product is annotated as brachyurin-like. The transcript is spliced from 3 exons. NCBI's taxonomy places the organism in Eukaryota, Metazoa, Arthropoda, Insecta, Diptera, Culicidae. Bases 22 to 813 code for a protein of 263 amino acids. Gene Ontology annotation, molecular function: serine-type endopeptidase activity. Gene Ontology annotation, biological process: proteolysis. The record is from RefSeq and is a predicted model, not a curated record.
AUUUUCAGGUUUUGAUCAAUUAUGAAUGUAAUAUUGGUGUUGAGUUUACUGUUUACUGCAGCGAGUGCGGUUUCGCCGAGAAUCAGCAAUGGUGAAGAUGCGUCUGCUCGUCACUUCCCAUCCGCUGUGGGUAUACUGAUUGAUGGAACUUCGGACCAUUCGUUUUGUGGUGGCGUCCUGAUUUCUGCGAGAUUCAUUUUGACCGCUGCAAAAUGUGUUACUGGAUCCAACACUCUAACUGUAGUGGCUGGAGCCAGCGACAUGACCCAGAUCGUUGAAAUCAUUCCAGUCCUGAACAUUCCGUCGCACGUCAUAAUCCAUCCGAACUACAGUUCGUUCUUCAAUCGUGAUGACAUUGCGAUCGUGCAGGUGUCCCGGCCAGCAGCUUUGGGAGACUACGUAAAUGUGGCGCAGUUACCGAGACUGUACCACGCGACGUUCACCUUCACUGGGUGGAACUCGACAAUCGUCGGCUGGGGCAAUACGGGGAGCAGGGAUAAUGAACCACUGCCUUUGCAACACCUCCAGUUUGCUCAUGGAGAGGUGAUUUCCAACUUUGUUUGUGGCCUGUCACAUAGCUUCGUACGGGAUGGGCACUUCUGUACCGCUACCGACGAUGGCGGACCAUGUGAUGGCGACGAAGGAGGUCCAGUGUAUGCAGAUGUUGAUGGAGAAAAGAUGGUAAUCGGAAUACAUUCGUUCCACUACAGUGGGAUACGUGGAUGCGACCGUGGAAGAUCGGCAGUGAAUACGCGAAUCACAGAAUAUCUGGACUGGAUCGGAGAGAAUACUGAUGUGGAAAUCUUGAACUGAAAAA